AUGGUCUGUUUCCAUAGCUCCAUUUCCGUUGACCAACACAUAGACAUGGCCAAAUCUGUGAAUUCAACCGACCCGUGUAUCAAAUUGAGGCAGAUUAAUCAAGUACACAGGAAUAGAAAGACACCCAAUUCGCCAAACCAAUUUGAUAUUCCGUCUUGCGGACAAUCUCGAUGGGCUGUGAUCGAUGUGAUAAUCUUGAUUGCUGUAAUUGGGGCUUUUGGGUUUCUAUUAUAUCCAUAUGUGAAGCCUUUAUCGUUUGGUAUCGUGGAAAUUGGCGGAGAAAUUGUUUAUGUGGUAAAAGAUGAGAUUUUCCAGGCUCCAAUGGUUUAUGGGUGUUUAGGACUCAGCAUUUUCUGUGCUGUGGUUGCUGUUAUAGCAAUCACAGUGUGUACUGGUAGCAAAUGUGGGAAACCGGGUUGUCGGGGACUUCGAAAGGGGGCUGAAUUCGAUAUACAAUUGGAGACAGCGGAAUGUGUGAAGAGUAAUCCAAACAGUGUGGCAAAUGAUGCUGUAAAGAAGGGAUUAUUUGAAUUGCCUCGCGAUCACCAUCGAGAAUUAGAAGCUGAGCUUAAGAAGAUGGCACCACCUAAUGGAAGAGCUGUUCUUGUGUUUCGAGCAAGGUGUGGGUGUUCUGUUGGCAGAAUGGAAGUUCCAGGUCCAAAGAAGCUUCGAAAAGUUAAGAAGUAA
This is a messenger RNA of Ilex paraguariensis (yerba mate), 687 nucleotides long. The record is from the annotation of a GenBank genome assembly. Lineage: Eukaryota; Viridiplantae; Streptophyta; Magnoliopsida; Aquifoliales; Aquifoliaceae.